This is a messenger RNA of Diplodia corticola, 369 nucleotides long. RefSeq lists its product as uncharacterized. NCBI's taxonomy places the organism in Eukaryota, Fungi, Ascomycota, Dothideomycetes, Botryosphaeriales, Botryosphaeriaceae. The record is from RefSeq and is a predicted model, not a curated record. The coding region runs from base 1 to 369 and encodes 122 amino acids. The transcript is spliced from 3 exons.
AUGGCGCCUCUUGGUCCUUACAAGCUCGUCACCGUCAACAACGCGCCCGAACGCGCCAAACGACUGAUCGGCCGUGUCGUCGAGGAUGUCAAAGACAAGUACACCAUCAUCCAUGCUGGGAACGCCGACGAUAUUUCCAAGGUCGACGAAGUGGUGACAGAGAUCAAGCCGGACCUGUUGUUUACCGCCUCCAUGUGGACGCCCGAGCAGAGCAAGACGGCCCACGACACGGCGAGGAGCAUCGUGCCGAACGUCAAGACGUUCGCCCUGCCCCAGGGUCUGCAGGUCGAAAGGGGCCCGGACGCCGUCGUUGACUACAUCAAGGAGAACCUGCCUGCGCUGCUCGAGGGCGAGGCGAGCAACGCAUGA